AGGCUGUCUCGAACGCCCCCAUUAACGUGCUUCACUUCCUGCUUCUCUCCGAACCAGGAAAUAAACAAGUCGGUGGUCUGGUUUAAUGAACAGGCGGUGUCCUUUUUAAAUAGCAUUAGAUUAUAGCUAUUUGGCCAAAUUAUCGCCUGUCACCAUGGCCGGCUUCUUCAAGAAAAAGACAGUAGAUGAUGUGAUAAAGGAGCAGACCAAAGAGCUGAGAGGAACCCAGAGACAGAUCACCAGAGACAGAUCUUCCCUGGAGAAACAGGAAAAACAACUGGAGAUGGAGAUUAAGAAGAUGGCGAAGACAGGGAACAAGGAGGCGUGUACCAUCCUGGCCAAACAGCUGGUUCAGCUGAGGAGACAGAAGAACAGAAGCUACGCCGUCGGUUCAAAGGUCACCUCCAUGUCCUCUCAGACCAAACUCAUGAACUCCCAGAUGAAGAUGGCAGGGGCCAUGGCUACCACUACCAAAACUAUGCAGGCUGUCAAUAAGAAGAUGGAUCCUCAGAAGAUGCAACAGACCAUGCAGAACUUCCAGAAGGAGAACAUGAAGAUGGAGAUGUCAGAGGAGCUGAUUAACGACACACUGGAUGAGAUCUUUGACGCGUCUGGAGACGAGGAGGAGUCUGAUAGCAUCGUUAACCAGGUUCUGGACGAGAUAGGCAUCGAGAUAUCAGGAAAGAUGGUGAACGCUCCUUCAGCCAGCAGAAACAAACCCACCUCUUCUGCCACCAAAUCAGACGGCAUCUCAGACGAAGACAUCGAACGACAGCUCAAAGCCUUGGGAGUGGACUAACACACACACACACCCUGUGCCUGGACACACACACACACGACUCCCCCUGUUCAGUUUCUGACAUGCCUUUUCUGGGAUAUAGUGACACUAUUAUAUUUAUAUAUAUAUAGUCUAUAUGACUAUAGAUGGCAGUUGAUGUAGAGGUCCUGCUGUGUAUUGGGUCUACGCAGUGGGCCACACAAGGAGAGUGAGUUUUGAAUAACAGGGCCACCACGUUCAGUAGCCUAACGUUGUAGAACGUCGCUGAUACAAUAAAAUGUAACGAAUAAGAGUCUCAUUCUACACGUCAGAGAGGCGUGCUUUUGUUCUGUAUAGCCCCCCCCCCCCCCCCCCCCAGGAACCAGGAAGUAAAGGAGAAUGCUGCUUUAGUUCCAGGUCAGUGCUCCAAAAGGUCACGGGAUUUAUCAAGAUUUAAAGUUCAUGACAGCCUAUCAAUUAAAAAAUAUUGAACUUUUUUUAUUUUUAAGAACCAGGAAAGUUGAAUUGCAUGUGUAACUGAUGAUUAUACUCGUUGUCAGACAUAUCUUUUCAUUUGAAUGCAUGAACAGUAGAAUCUGAAACUACCUUUCACCCCCCCACCUUAGCCUCACCUCCCCCUGUCCCCCCCCUUAGCCCCACCUCCCCCUGUCCCCCCCUUAGCCUCACCUCCCCCUGUCCCCCCCUUAGCCUCACCUCCCCCUGUCCCCCCCUUAGCCUCACCUCCCCCUGUCCCCCCCUUAGCCUCACCUCUCCCUGUGUCCCCCCCCCUUAGCCCCACCUCCCCCUGUCCCCCCUUAGCCUCACCUCUCCCUGUGUCCCCCCCCCUUAGCCCCAACUCUCCCUGCCCCCCCCCCUUAGCCCCACCUCUCCCUGUACCCCCCCACUUAGCCCCACCUCUCCUUGUCGUCCCCCCAUUUAGCCCCACCACUCCUUGUUCCCCCCCCACCUAGACCCACCUCUCCUUGUCUUACUUCCCAAUCAGUCCUUUCCAGAACAGGUCCAACAGCGGGACUGCUAUCUGUGUGUGUGUGUGGAUCUCAAGGGGGAGUUUUACACAGGUGUGUGAGACACUACUGCGUCUUCGUCUAGCGAGGCCGUCCUUCCAAAUGCCACGGAAACCUGGGCUUCUGAGGCCGACUGGAUCUCAAUGUUAUUACAUGUCUGUCGGUAAUGACGCCACUGUCUGAACCAGUAGGGGACUUUAACAGGGCUCGUACUCACAAAGCUUCUCAGAGUGGUCGUGCUGAUCUAGGAUCAGGUCCCCUCUUCAUUAUGAUCUAGGAUCAGGUCCCCUCUUAUUCAUUAUGAUCUAGGAUCAGGUCCCCACUUAUUCAUUAUGAUCUAGGAUCAGGUCCCCUCUUAUUCAUUAUGAUCUAGGAUCAGGGUCCCCUCUUAUUCAUUAUGAUCAGGUCCCUCUUAUCCAUUAUAACCUACAUCCAAAACUGAUGCUAGAUCAGCACUCCUGUUCUGAUAUGCUUUGUGAACACGGCCCUGAUAUCUUACAGCUGUGAUGUGGUGGCCAACUCUUGUCCUGGGGAGCUACGCUCCUGCAGGGAUUUGUUCCGGCCCAACAGUCAUCUUUGUUUUUCUGCUAUCCUCUCGUUUUGAGAAAGUGUAAAUAAAUUUAAAAAAACUUUAUUUCA
Molecule: messenger RNA, 2421 nt
Organism: Oncorhynchus kisutch (coho salmon)
Lineage: Eukaryota; Metazoa; Chordata; Actinopteri; Salmoniformes; Salmonidae
Product: charged multivesicular body protein 2b-like
Exons: 6
Coding region: 155-799 (214 amino acids)
Biological process (GO): vacuolar transport
Source: RefSeq, a predicted model, not a curated record